AUGGAGGAGAAAAAUAAUAAUGAAGGAGGUAAUUAUAAGGGAAAACAACUAACACAAAUAGAAAAAUGGCUAAGAAAACAUAAGUUAGAGUAUAGUGCAGCUACUAGACAUCCUUUUAUUUAUUCUAUCCAUGAUGGUUCUAUUGAUUUCUCUUGUUACAAAAAAUGGCUGGAAAGGGAAUAUUUGUUUGUGAAAACAGCUUUGGUACCAUUUGCAGCUAGUGUUUUGCUUAAAGCUUGGAAAGAGUCAAUAAAUAACUCUGAUGUUGAGGUUAUUUUGGGUGGUUUGGCCUAUUUGAAUGAUGAGAUUUCUUGGUUAAAACAAGAAGCUUCCAAGUGGCACAUUUCCUUGGCAAGUGUUGUUCUUGAUGACAAGCCCCUCCUUGAUUACUUUAGGUUUUUCGAACCUUUAACAAGUCCAGACGUGAAGUAUACAGAGGCAAUAACCAUUUUAUGGGCAGUGGAAUCAGUUUAUUACAAUGGUUUUGGACAUUGUUUGGAAGAAGGAAAUACUACUCCAAACGAAAUGAAAGAUGGUUGUAAAAUAUGGAGCAAUGAUAAUUUCAAACAAUAUUGUCAAUCACUUGAAAACAUAGCUAAUCGAACGCUAGAAGAGGCGUUGGACGAAGAACUAUCGAUGACUGAAGUAUUAAUCCUCGAAUUUCUUGAGAAUAUUGUUCGUUUUUGGAAUAUGAACCUUGGAGGAACUUAA
Molecule: messenger RNA, 711 nt
Organism: Solanum stenotomum
Lineage: Eukaryota; Viridiplantae; Streptophyta; Magnoliopsida; Solanales; Solanaceae
Product: probable bifunctional TENA-E protein
Exons: 3
Coding region: 1-711 (236 amino acids)
Cellular component (GO): cytosol
Source: RefSeq, a predicted model, not a curated record